AAUUGAAAACAUACCCGAACGGCGGGAAGAUGCCUCCUAAACCGCCUGCUAAGGGAAAGAAGAGUGCAAAACUCUCAAAAGCAGAGAAGGAGAAGUUGAAGAAAGAAGAAGCAGAGAGGAAAGCCAGAGAAGAGGGUGAGAGAUGUACUUCAGUAAUCAACAGAGAGUCCUUGGCAUUUCUUAUAGAAGAACUUGAGGGUUUUCUAUCAAAUUCAGAAGAUGAGGGUUUUACAGAGGAUGAUGUUCAAAGGCUUAAACAGUCAGUGAUUAAACUUCAAGAAUUGAUAAGCUAUAAGUUGGAUGAGGCAACCAUGAAUCUUCUGCAGAAUGCUUCUGAUGAUGUAGAUCCUGAUACUCAAAAUUUACAGUAUAUGAGUGCAUCAGAAAACAUAACGGUUUGUGUCUGGGGAAACAUAGCCAAGAAUCCAAGAGUGAAGUCAUUUUCAUUUGAGAAGAUGGGAUUUACAAUGGACAUUCCAAGAGUUAUUUCCAUUGGCAGUAUGGCUGUUCGUGUCAUGUACACUAAGUAUGAUCAUCUAUCACCAUUGUCCAAAUCUUUCCAUCCAAAGCUAAAGGUUAAGCCUCCAGAAGUUGUCGUAGAUGAGGUUGUUCCUGCAGAAGAAGCUGAUGGAGAAGGGGCUGGUGAAGGGAAUGAAGGAGCAGAUAAGGAAGGAGUAGAUGACACACUUGAGGCCAUGCCACCUAAAUCUGCAUCACAAGCGAGCCGAUCUAGUAAAGCAAGUAGGAAAAAGAGUGGAAGAGCCAGCAGUGGUAAAAGCAGUCGAAGUCGUAAAGCUAGUGCAAAGAGUGUAAGAAGUCAGGUCAGUGAAAAUGAGACUCAGCAGGACAAAGAGGGUGAAACUAAAGAGGGAGAGCAAGAUGGUGAAGGAGGGGAAGAAAAUCGUGCUUCUACUGAUCAAACAUUGGAUGAGGCUGCCGGGGCAGGUUUGGAAGGUGGAAUAGAGGAAGAAGAGGAAGAAGAUGAUGAUGUUGUAGACCUAAGAGCAUUCAGUGCCAUUGGCCCUGUCAUGAUUAUUGAACUGUUAGAUCUUCCACCACAGCCAAAACUUGCGAAUGGGUGGAUUAUGCAGCAGAUUGUAUCAUCAGAACUCAAAAGAGUCAAUUAUCAAGUUGAAGGGCAGACUCCAGCAGAUACAAACUCGACAACAAGUACCCCUGCUCCACCAAACUCUGCAUCGGCCACACAGCUGCAAGCAACCAACCCUCCAGUGAUGAUCACCUGCAAGCUUCCAGGAGAUGUUAUGUAUUUUGAGCAACCUCAGCUGGCACUGUGGGACUCCAUGAAGAACAACUGGAGGCUUGAUGCAUUUGCAGACUCCCAAUAUAAUGAAGAGGAAAGAACAGUCGUAUUCAAGAUGUCUACCUUUGGGCCCAUUGCUACUUUUCAGGAUCUUUAUCUGAACAUGCCAUUUCAGUCAUGGGAGCUACGUCCUCAUGCCACAAACAGUUGCCUGUUUACACUCAUUGCUGCCAUCAUUGAACUGGAAAUUGAAAUUAAGGAUUCUUUGUGUUCACUGACCCAGCCGAAUGAUGUCUCAGAGCUUUCUCAUUUGAAGGGAAAGUGGAUGAAGCCACAUAAGUUGAUUGAGGCCAUGCAAAAGGCAGGAGUGAAUGUCUUUCCUGCGGUUGAUGCAGAGAAGUAUGUCAGCUUAAAUUCCAAGGAGGAUUGGCUGGAGAACAACAUUUACCAGGAAAUGGCAUUGACAGCAUCAGCAUUUGCUUAUACAUGGAGUAAAUGGAAUGCUGAUUGUGGCAAAGAUAAAAUUAUCAUACAAGCUGUUGAGCAGCUGGAAGAUGAACAGCCUCUAGAGGUAGUUCUAAUCUUUUUUCAGACUUCAACUCAUCUUCACAUUUUCCUAUACAAAUUUUUUUAAGGUGGCUCCAAAAUAAUUAAUAGUCCUGAAGCCUGUUUCUCAAAUUUCCAGCUUCAUUCUGAUCUUUACCAUAUGGUGCUGGAUGGAGCUUCAGAAGAGGCACAACAGAGGGUGAAAGCCUCUCACUUUUUAUUUAUUGACGGUGUAUAUCAGCUGCUAAAUGCAACAAAAAUCAUCACAUACUCUUAAAAAUAUUCAUAAUUAUGCUGAGAUGCAUGGAUUUCAAUUAAUUUGGUAAUACUAUUGUUUGUUCCUUGCUGUGUUGUACAGUUCCCUACCAGUAUUUGAGGCAUUUCAGUGUUCAUCUAAAUUAUUUCAUUGCUUGGUGCUUAUGCAUUACGUUUAUAAUGAAGUAAUUGUUUUGUGUUGGUUUGUACAUAUUUUCAUCAUGAAACCAUAGAAAUGUAAAGAACCUUUCUUAUUGGUGAUGUUUGGAUUACAUCUGUGUUGAUGGAAAUAGCAGAUGAUACUUCAUUUUUUCGCAAACUAUAUGAUUAAUUAGGACAAAGGAACUACGUUGUAUUUGCAAUAUUUUAUUCUGAUCUUAAACCUGCUUCCCGGAAAUAUUUGUAUAUAGGUAUAACAUUUUUUAUUUCAACAAGAGUACUUUCUAUAACAACUUGGUAAAAUGAAAUCAUGUUGGCAAUAAAUAAACAACAUUUAUCAUA
Pocillopora damicornis (cauliflower coral) is the source of this 2563-nucleotide messenger RNA. RefSeq names its product dynein axonemal intermediate chain 7-like. The record is from RefSeq and is a predicted model, not a curated record. Gene Ontology annotation, cellular component: axoneme. Lineage: Eukaryota; Metazoa; Cnidaria; Anthozoa; Scleractinia; Pocilloporidae. Gene Ontology annotation, molecular function: microtubule binding; beta-tubulin binding.